AUGCCAGGGGAUGGAGACAUGGAUGCUGCACCCAUGGCAGCCUUCCCGGGGGGUCCGGGCGAGGGGCCUCUGUGCACUCCCAGCCUGGGGUGGGCAGCAGAGGGGCCGGGAAGCAGCGGCAAGAACCGUCGUGUGUCCCAGGCCACGGCACGGCUGGAGAUGGGCAGCCUCUGGGAGGAGUUCAACCGCCUGGGCACCGAGAUGAUCGUCACCAAGGCGGGGAGGAGGAUGUUCCCCACCUUCCAAGUGAAGCUGUCGGGGCUGGACCCGCUCUCCGACUACGUCCUGCUCAUGGACUUCAUCCCGCUGGAUGACAAGAGAUACAGGUACGCCUUCCACAGCUCCUCCUGGCUGGCAGCAGGACGGGCAGAGCCGGCAGCACCCGGCCGGGUCCAUUUCCACCCCGACUCCCCAGCCAAGGGCGCCCAAUGGAUGCGGCAGAUCGUCUCCUUUGACAAGCUCAAGUUGACCAACAACCUCUUGGAUGACAACGGCCACAUAAUCCUCAACUCCAUGCACCGCUACCAGCCCCGCUUCCACGUGGUGCUGGUGGACCCGCGCCGGGACAGCGAGCGCUUCGCCCACCAGAACUUCAAGUCCUUCAGCUUCCCCGAAACCCAGUUCAUGGCAGUGACGGCUUAUCAGAACCACCGGAUCACCCAGUUGAAGAUCGCCAGCAACCCCUUUGCCAAGGGCUUUCGGGAUGGGGACCCUGAGCCAUGGUGCGGGGUGCCAGCAGGGUCCCUGCUGGGUGCAACGGGACCCCGCGCCCGGGCCACGGCACUGCCCUCCCACCCCGAGAAGCAGGACAAAGCCCCACCAGUGGCUCCCCCUGGCUUCCCUGAGCUGCCCGUGCCCCCCUUCCAGCCCCUUGCCUGCCCCACAAGUGUCUUUGUGGGGUCCAAGCCCCACACUCUGCCCUACCCCCUGCUCAGCACCUACAGCACCACCACGGCCCCCACCUUUGGCUAUGGGCAGCAGUGA
Molecule: messenger RNA, 984 nt
Organism: Strigops habroptila (Kakapo)
Lineage: Eukaryota; Metazoa; Chordata; Aves; Psittaciformes; Psittacidae
Gene: TBX10
Product: T-box transcription factor 10
Exons: 8
Coding region: 1-984 (327 amino acids)
Biological process (GO): regulation of transcription by RNA polymerase II; positive regulation of DNA-templated transcription; cell fate specification
Cellular component (GO): nucleus
Molecular function (GO): RNA polymerase II cis-regulatory region sequence-specific DNA binding; DNA-binding transcription factor activity, RNA polymerase II-specific
Source: RefSeq, a predicted model, not a curated record